CUAAAUAUCAAGCCAUUCUUGUCUUGAAUCAUCCACAAAGAAUCAAAACAAACAGAAGACACAGGAGGGGAGGGGUAUGGAAAAAAACUCAGCAUGAUCAAAUCAGAACGAAAUUUAGCAGACGACAACAGCAACAUCGCCCCUGUCCAGCAUCUCAUAGGAGACAACACAGCAGACAACAAGAGUAACAACAGUGGAAACAACACCACCAUCAUUAACACCGUCGCUAGCAGUAGCGUUACAGAAAACAAAAGCAACAACAGCAGAAACAACACCUUCACAAACCAAAGCGUUCUAGUCACAGGGGGUUCAGGGUUUCUUGGGCGACACAUCGUCAGUGUACUGAGAAGCCACGCCCCAGAGGUGAAGGGCAUUUGUGUCCUUGACCCUCGACCUUUUGAGCCGCUUUCAGGUCUAAGCGAUGAGAACCCAGAAUGUGUCACAUACUUCCAAGGAUCCAUCACUGAUCCAGUCAUGUUACGCAAGGCAAUGGAAGGAGUGCACAGCGUCUAUCACAUUGCCGGAAAAAUUAGUUUUGGCACCUUUCCAGAUUUCAAUGAAAUGAACCGGAUUAAUAUUCAAGGAACGGAGGAGGUUAUCAAGGCAUGCCUGGAGAAAGACGUUUGCAGACUCAUCUUCUGCAGCACAGUGGAUGUUGCCAUUGGUUACCAUGACAUCAUCAAUGGCUGUGAAGUCACAACUGCAGCGCCCCCUAUAAAGUUCCUGUUUCCUGGCUAUCCUGAGUCCAAACACAGAGCAGAGUGUAUUGUGCUGGGAGCCAAUCAACAAAAAACUAAGAAUUGUGGCACAUUACACACCCUCUCUUUACGUGCCAAUGUGAUGUAUGGUGAAGGUGACCCCUAUUACAUCACCAGUGGACUGCGUAAUGCCGCAGGUAGCAAUGGCACUCUCUACAGGGUCGGAGCCAUGGCCGCAAAGUUUCAACCUGUGUAUGCUGGUAAUACGGCGUGGGCCUUCAUUUGUGCGGACAGAGCAUUGGCAAGAAAGUCCAGCCUUGGUGGCCAAUUCUACUACAUUCCAGAUGACACGCCCAUCCAGAGUACGUUCAACUUCAUCAAACCAUUCCUUGAGAUUCGAGGCUUCAAGCUCUCAACAUUCUCCCUGCCGUACGGACUUGUCUACUACGGCCUCUUGGGUUUAGAAUGGAUUGCAAAAUUACUGUCUCCAAUAUACAGGAUCACUUUACCUGCUGAAUCGUACAGCAUUCGUUACAUCAACAUGGAUUUGUACUUCUCGCGAGAAAAAGCUACAAGAGAGUUAGGGUUUCAGCCAAUAUUUUUCCCAAAGGAUGCCAUAGCAAGAUGUCUGAGUUAUUACAGAGAUGUUAAGUUAUAGACUCAAAGGUAGAUAUAGAGCGAAGAAAGAAGAACAGGUUUGUCAGAGACUCAGAGGUAGAUAUAGAGAAAGACAGAAGAACAGGUUUGACAAAUGUAUCUUUUAAACAGAGCCCUGAUGGGAGAUAAAAUAUUGUUUUUUAAUCUAAAAAUUUAUUUUUUCUCAUCCCUGAUUAUAAACAGAUGUUGACUAAUUUUUAGAGAAGCAGAAAAGAGACAUUAGAUUGAUAUGGAUUUUAUAGAUAAUGUUCAUGCAUAAAUAUUAUUGUCAGGCUAAGAGUUUUAAAUCAUUUUAUAUAGAUAAUCUAUUAAGUACAGUCGAAACUGACAUAAUGG
Dreissena polymorpha is the source of this 1691-nucleotide messenger RNA. RefSeq names its product 3 beta-hydroxysteroid dehydrogenase/Delta 5-->4-isomerase type 1-like. The record is from RefSeq and is a predicted model, not a curated record. The transcript is spliced from 6 exons. Lineage: Eukaryota; Metazoa; Mollusca; Bivalvia; Myida; Dreissenidae. Bases 94 to 1356 code for a protein of 420 amino acids. Gene Ontology annotation, molecular function: 3-beta-hydroxy-Delta5-steroid dehydrogenase (NAD+) activity. Gene Ontology annotation, biological process: steroid biosynthetic process.